Molecule: messenger RNA, 1380 nt
Organism: Histoplasma mississippiense
Lineage: Eukaryota; Fungi; Ascomycota; Eurotiomycetes; Onygenales; Ajellomycetaceae
Exons: 2
Coding region: 1-1380 (459 amino acids)
Biological process (GO): inositol phosphate biosynthetic process; phosphatidylinositol phosphate biosynthetic process
Cellular component (GO): cytoplasm; nucleus
Molecular function (GO): inositol-1,4,5,6-tetrakisphosphate 3-kinase activity; inositol hexakisphosphate kinase activity
Source: RefSeq, a predicted model, not a curated record
AUGCCCUCCACCUCCGUGCCUGAGAAUCGCAAGGCCCGGAAACUCGACGAAGGUACCUUCGUUGCAUUUGGUCACGCCGCUGCUGGACAUGAUGGCGUGCUCUGCAAUCCUUCAGGGUCAUUGAUCGCAAAACCUUGCACUCCCCAAGAAAUUGAAUUCUACGAGUCUAGCCUCCACCAUCCUGGUUUCCAGCAAUUUAUGCCCAGAUUCAUUGGAACUCUGUCUAGCCCUACCGCUCCAGAUGUCCUAGAAAUCCCAAUAAGCGAAACCAGGACCUCCGUGGCUACUGCCGCCGUAGACCCUUUAGUGUCCUCGUCCUCCAGUACCGAUACGCCCGUGACUCCGGAGCUCAGUAGAACCUCUAAUCUUGUUACAGUACCGGUUCCCGUUGCCACGCAUAAAGAGCCAGAAUGGUUUCCUUCCCAGGGAAAGAAGAUCAACAGCAGUGUAUCGAUAGUCCUUGAGAACGUGGCAGCAGGUUUUAAGCGUCCAAGCGUCUUGGAUGUAAAACUUGGCGCCAGACUCUGGGCGGAUGAUGCUACACCUGCAAAGAGAGCUAAAUUGGAUCAGGUGUCACUGGAAACUACGAGUGCUGUGUUAGGAUUCCGCAUCGCCGGCAUGAAGAUAUGGGUUGGCGAGAAUGCGGAGAAGGAAGAAAAAGUGCUCGGAACUACGCAAACAAAAUCUCACGACAUCAUUAUAUCGAAACAAAUCGUGGUCGAGACCGUUGAUGGAUACAGACGAUAUGACAAAUGGUAUGGCCGCUCAUUCAACGCGGACAAUGUCAAGGAAGGCUUCAAGACAUUCCUCGCUGGCGCCAAGGCGGGUAAAGUCGAUCGGUCGAUAUUAAUUGCCAAUAGAAUAGCAGAAAGCUUACGCGCGAUGCAGGCAGUUCUUGAGGUGGAGGAAAGCAGAAUGUACUCCGCCAGCGUUUUGAUUGUCUACGAAGGGGAUCCAGAAGCGUUAGAGGAAGCUCUCGUCAAAGAAGCCGAUACCAAAGCCCAAGGAAAUAAUGAUAGCAAAGCCGACGACCGACUGGAAUCGGAAUCGGAAUCGGAAUCGGAAUCGGAAUACGAUGUAGAGUUGCCUGAAGGGUCCUCAACCUUGCAGAUCGUCGAUGUGAAGGUGGAUGGAGAAUCGAUCACUCAAAGCGGAAUUAAACUCGAUAUCAGCCCUAACAACCUUGGGGAUAUUGAUUUCGACAUCGAAGGCGGCGAGGAUGAAGACGAAGACGAGGACGAAAUACCACAUAAGGUCCAUGAUAUCCGCUUAAUCGAUUUUGCGCAUGCACAAUGGACUCCUGGGCAGGGCCCCGAUGAAAACGCAGUACUCGGCAUUCGAAAUUUGGUCAGCAUCAUGGAUGAGCUUGCAGAAGCUUAG